Messenger RNA from Drosophila grimshawi, 1819 nucleotides. It is a transcript of the gene SCOT, whose product is annotated as succinyl-CoA:3-ketoacid-coenzyme A transferase, mitochondrial. The transcript is spliced from 4 exons. Gene Ontology annotation, cellular component: mitochondrion. NCBI's taxonomy places the organism in Eukaryota, Metazoa, Arthropoda, Insecta, Diptera, Drosophilidae. Bases 135 to 1688 code for a protein of 517 amino acids. Gene Ontology annotation, molecular function: succinyl-CoA:3-oxo-acid CoA-transferase activity. Gene Ontology annotation, biological process: ketone body catabolic process. The record is from RefSeq and is a predicted model, not a curated record.
UAGUUUUGGAUUUUAGUUGAUCGCGUUUGCCUCCUGGACGAAACUCGCAGCUAAAAGCGGUGGAUUAAUUGUUAUUAAGUGAAAUAGUUAUUAAUUGUUAUUGUUGUAAGUGUAACUAAGCAUAAUCUAACAAAAUGCUGCGCCGAUUAACUGCGUGCAACUCCAUUGGCAGCCAGAGGGAAACAUUCAAGCUCAUCGCAUGCUGCUAUUCGACAAGUGGCAAGCACAGGCGCCAGGGGAAGAUCUAUGAGUCUGCCACCGAUGCAGUUGCCGAUGUUAAGGAUGGCUCCAAAAUACUCUUUGGCGGAUUUGGCAUUUGUGGUAUACCCGAAAAGAUGAUCGAUGCGUUGAAGCAGAAGGGCGUUAAAGAUAUAACUGCGGUGUCCAAUAAUGGCGGCGUUGACGAUUGCGGUCUGGGUGUGCUGAUUAAGCAGAAGCAAUUGUCCAAGGUGAUUGGCUCGUAUGUGGGCGAGAAUACCGAGCUGGUGCGCCAGUAUUUACAGGGUGAGCUAGCCGUGGAGUUGACGCCCCAGGGCACCCUGGCGGAGAAGAUUCGGGCGGGUGGUGCUGGCAUACCCGCCUUCUUCACACCCACCGGCUAUGCGACGCUGGUGCAGCAGGGUGGUGCACCCGUGAAGUAUGCGAAGGAUGGCAAAGUGUUGAUUGCCAGUGAGAAGAAACCGGUGCAGUCCUUCAAUGGUCGCAACUAUGUUAUGGAGGAGUCCAUCUUUGCCGACUUUGCCUUUGUCAAGGCACAGAAAGCGGAUCCCAUGGGCAACUUGGUGUUCAACAAAUCGGCGCGCAAUUUUAAUGCGCCCAUGUGUCGUGCUGCAAAGAUUACCGUUGCUGAGGUGGAAGAGAUUGUGCCUGUUGGCGCUCUGUCUCCAGAUGAGAUUCAUGUGCCCGGCAUCUAUGUGAAGCGCAUCUUCAAGGGCAGCAACUACAAUAAGCGCGUGGAGCGUCUACGCAUCACAGAGCCCAAGCAGGAGGGCAAAGCCGCUGCUGAAUCAAGUCCCGGUCAGGCUUUGAGGGAACGCAUCGCUCGAAGAGUGGCGUUGGAGUUCGAGGAUGGUAUGUACGCCAAUCUGGGCAUUGGCAUCCCAGUGCUCUCGUCCAACUAUAUACCAAAGGGCAUGAGUGUUAUGCUGCAGUCGGAGAAUGGCAUCUUGGGCCUUGGCCCGUUUCCCACAAAGGAAAAUGUGGAUCCAGAUCUAAUCAAUGCCGGCAAGGAGAGCGUUACUGUUAUGCCAGGUGCUGCCUACUUUGGCUCCGAUGACAGCUUUGCCAUGAUUCGUGGCGGUCACGUUGACCUGACCAUUUUGGGCGCCAUGGAAGUGUCGGCCACUGGUGACUUGGCCAACUGGAUGAUACCCGGCAAACUUGUGAAGGGCAUGGGUGGCGCUAUGGAUCUGGUGGCUGCGCCCGGCACUAAAGUCAUCAUUACCAUGGAGCAUAACGCACGCGAUGGUUCACCCAAGAUUCUGGAGAACUGCUCGCUGCCACUGACGGGCAAGGAAGUCAUCGAUCUGAUCAUCUCCGAGAAGGCAGUGUUUCAGGUGGAAAAGGGCGUUGGCCUCACCCUCCUUGAGGUUGCCGAGGGCUUCACUGUCGACGAUAUAAUUGCAUGCACGGGCGCCAAGUUCACCGUCUCGCCGAAUGUGAAGCAAAUGUCGCAAAUACCCAUUUGAGUUGUUGAGUUGAGGUUGGCAUGUAGAAAGAAAGCUAUGUAAAAGUUACUGUUCAGUUACUGAGGUGAUAUAUGUGUGCAUUUAUUGUUGUUAUUAAACGUGAAACAAUAAUCGAUUUUAUUACCAUUAAA